GGGAGCUCGGUGGAUCGGUAGUGGCUGAGAGGAACGGACAGCCUUCUGUAAACGGCGGCGCAGCUCCGGUUAAAACGACAUUUAACGGUUUAAAAGUGAACUUAAAGAGCGAGCGAGCUGCGGGAACCGACAGCAGCGGGGAUCCAGAGCCUCGGGACGGACCGGAGAAGAGGAGUUUAUCUGCUGUGGUCGCUGCCAGCAGCUUUUUCUCCGUCCAGGGGGCAGAGACGGAGAGAGUUCCCCUGCCAGGAUUUGUGUUUUCGGAGGACGACCAGCUUCAGUUUCCUGUGUGGGCGGAGUGACGGUGAACGUCUGAGAGAUGUGAAGCUGACGGGCCGGAGGAGCUGUCACUCAAACCACGACCACAACCUCCGCACCACCGCCAGCCAAUCAGCGCGCAGCCAGGAGGACCAUCAUGCACCUGAAGUCGUAUCCGAAGCUCGUACGUUCGGAGGUUCAUCUGGAUGCCCCCGGCGUUCAGACGGCGUCGCAGCGGAGCAGUCUGUUCCUGAGCCAGCAGGGGGGGCUGCUGAGGACCUGCAGCGGUAACCAUGGCAACGUCAGCAGCAACCGCCUCCCCUUCAGCGUCAUCUCCACGAACACGCUGCGCUGCACCAACGCAACCAACUGCAGCAGCGGCGUGACAUCGCUCCAGCUGAAGGCGCCAUCCAGCGCCGCCCUGCAGCUCCUCCCCCCGACGCCAGGCUGCGAGAACAACUCGCCCGGACUUUACCAAACCACCGCCGAGGACGCCGACGCUCCACUUGACAUCUGGGCCGUCAUCAAGCCCGGACACGUCCGUGAGAAGAUCGCCAUCUUUGCCUCAGAGGAGGGGCGGGCGGACGGAGCCAGAGUCAGUGAACGCACCUCAACCAGCAGCUCCAGCAGCCAGGACAGAGCGCCGGCAGUGUUGGUGAACCACGGCACCAUGACGGGACUCUCACGGGCCGUGAAGGCAAAGGGCAGCUGGGAGGAAAGCUCCAGCGCCAAACGCCGCCGCCGGUCUGGAAACAACCAGAACCUCCAGCAGGACCAGAGGACCCAGGUUCAGGACACUCAGCAGCUCGCCCUCAAACUGCCGCCACAAAGCUUGGACGCUACGCAGUGUCCAGCCGGCGGGCGGCGUGACAGCGAGGUGAUGUCGGCCGAGGAGGAGGAGCAGAAGGUGUCGGUGGUGGAGAUCGUGGCGUUCAUGGAGCAACGGGCGAAUGAGCAGCAGCCGGACUCCAAACCUCUGCUCGCUCUCCAGAGGAGCUCCACCACCAUCACGCUGUCCAGAGCUCCGCCCCCUGUGGUCAGGGAGGGGUCAGAGGUCAAGGGGGAGGAGCCAGAGAGCAUCAAGGUGUCAGACAUGGUGGCCAGACUGGAGUCGGAGUGUCUGAGGAGGAGGACGGAGGGAGACCUGUCCAGAAACAACAGUCUGAGGAGGACGGUGGGACGAGUCCUGCUCGCUGCCGCAGAUCACGGCUCCGCCCCCGAUCACAGCUCGGCCCCCUGCCAGCCAUCAUCACCAUCAUCAUCACUGACAUCACCAGUGGCACCUUCAUCUUCCUCCUCACCGCUGCCUGCGGCUCCGAGCGGGGAGCCAAUCAGCUGUCUUCAAACCAUCAGGGCGGAGACACCUGCCUCAGCUCUGACCACGACCCCCUCUCCAGGUCUGACCACGCCCCCAUCAGGUGAGUUGGUGGGCACAUCUCAGCAGGUGGGGGGAAUUGUCACAGAGACUGUAGCUCCACCCCCUUCAUCUGAGGAGGCAGAGCCUGUUCCUGGAUUAUUGUUUUUGACUCCGCCUUCUGCUGAGACAGACUCAGAGCUCCAGCCCUCUGCUGUUUGCCCCUCCCCCAGUAACUCUACCAGCCAAUCAGAGAAGAGGAGGAGGAGGAGGAGAAAGACUGACGUCGUCCAGGCGGAGGAAGUUGUGGACGUGGCCUCGCCUCUGAGCCGGCGCGCGUCAGCGUCGCAGGACUUCCUGGUGAUGCGUCAGCGGCUGCAGCAGCUGCUGGAGCCGCAGCCUUACCUGGCCGUUCUGCCGCAUCACCUGCUGGUGAAAAUCUUCCUGCUGCUGCCGACGCAGAGUCUCGCUGCACUUAAGUGCAGCUGCCACUACUUCAAGUUCAUCAUCGAGAACUACGGCGUCCGGCCUGCCGACUCGCUCUGGGUGUCCGACCCGCGUUACCGUGACGACCCCUGCAAGCAGUGCAAGAAGCGCUACGGCCGCGGCGACGUGUCGCUGUGCCGCUGGCACCACAAGCCGUACUGCCAGGCGCUGCCCUACGGCCCUGGAUACUGGAUGUGUUGCCAUGGCGCCCACAGGGACGCGCCCGGCUGCAAUGUGGGUCUCCACGACAACCGCUGGGUGCCGGCGUUCCACAGCAUCAACGUGCCGAUUUACAGGAGGAGCCGUAACCAUGACGACUGAGCGUGUGCGUGCUUGCGUGUGUGCGUGUGUGUGUGUGUGUGUGUGUGUGUGUGUGUGUGUGUGUGUGUGUGUGUGUGUGUGUGUGUGUGUGUGUGUGUGUGUGUGUGUGUGAGAGAGAGAGAGAGAGAGAGAGAGAGAGCAGAAUCGGGGCUGCAGCAGCUGAUUGUAACAUUUGUGUGCCUUACUUUAGUGAUGUGUACAUCGGUUGCUUGGCAACGGAGGCAACAUUCAUUCAAAACGGUUUCCCUGAACAAAGCUGUGAUCUGCAGCAACUGUUUCAGAGUGUUUUUGUUGUUCUGUUGAGGUUCAGCAGAAAUUUAGAAACACUCUAAAACACUUGCGAGGAUUUCAGUGUUUUUGUGGUUGUGUUGAGGUUCGGAAUAAACUCAGAAACACUUAGAAACACUGCCAACUGUUUCAGAGUGUUUCUGCGGUUCUGUUGAGAAACGUAGAAUCAGAAACACUCGGAAACACUCUCAACUGUUUCUGAGUGUUUCUGUGGUUCAGUUGAGGUUCAGUGGAGGUUCAACAUAAACUCAGAAACACACGAAAACACUUGAAUUUAUGAGUUUCUUUUGAGGUUUAGCAGAAACUCAGAAACUGCGGCGAGUGUUUCUGAGUGUUUGAGUGUUUUUGAUAUUCUGCCAAACCUCAUCAACGCCCGACCGAUCUAUCAGGCGUCCAAUCAGGAUUCACGGUGACGGCCAGCUGUUUAUCAUCACUGCUGUAAAUAUUUAUCACCCGCUUCAGUUCCCAAACCGCCCAAACGUCCAAUCAGCUGCUGCGACCGCCUAACGCAGAAGUAAACAUCAGCUGCUCUCAUGAUGCAACAGCGGGUCGGACUUUUCCUUAAAUAGGUUUGUGAAAUUUAUCGUCAAACAAGUUUUCUUUAAGGAAAAAUCUGUGCAGAGCGGCGCCCCCUGCUGCUCAGAUGCCUCCUCACAGCCUCCAGGGUUUCAGUUUCUAGUCUGCAGCCUCCAAUCGAUCGAUUAUUGAUCAGCAGGAGGAGGAGGAGGAGUCCCGGCCAGGGCUCUGAUUCUCCUCUCAGAUAAAUAAAAACAUUAGCCAACCGAGACGAGAAGAUUUCCCGCCUUUUUUAGACGUUUUAUCGACCAAACGGUUGUUCGAUUAGCUAAUCAAUAAUGAAAACGAUCAUUAGGUGAUCAAUAAUUUUAAUAUCUGUACCUUCAUGAUCAAUUAUUAGCAAUAUUGUAUAUUAAUUAGAUUUUUGUUUGGUUGUUGUGUCGACAGAAUGAAGCUUCUUCAUUGUUUUUAGCUGUUUAACGUAAAGAUUUGUCCACGAACGACUUUUGUUAUUGAUUAAUCAGGUUAUUGAUUAGCAGUUUGGUCGAUAAAUUUUACUAAUAAUGACUAAAAAAAAGUAGAAAAUCUUCAUAGAAGCUGUAAACCAAAUGUUUUUUACUGAAAAAUCACCUAAAAGGAUGAUUUUCAGGUGUUUGAGGGGGCGGAGCUUCGAUUGCGCGGGGCUUUAGUGGGUGUUGCUUUUUGGGAGGGGGCGGAGCUUCAGGAGGCGCUCUCUGCUCGGGGUAAACUGUGCACCUUGUUUCCAUGUGGACUUGAAUCCUGCAGUUUGAGGGGAACAGAAUCGUGGCCUUUGAGUCUCGGAGUCGAUGCAAUAAAAUGAGAAACUGGACAAAAAAAAAAGAAUCUGAGGAGAAAAAGACGGACGCUGCAGCCGCUUAUUUUUUAAGCUGUGUUGGUUCAUGUCUGCCGGCUGUUUGCGUUUUGUUUUCUCUCCGUUCAACUUGUUUUGCUUUAAUAAAGUGCUUUUUCAUCGGGUCUUCAGGUUAAAA
Molecule: messenger RNA, 4233 nt
Organism: Amphiprion ocellaris (clown anemonefish)
Lineage: Eukaryota; Metazoa; Chordata; Actinopteri; Pomacentridae
Gene: fbxo34
Product: F-box protein 34
Exons: 3
Coding region: 416-2419 (667 amino acids)
Molecular function (GO): protein binding
Source: RefSeq, a predicted model, not a curated record